GGGCGCGGCGGGGAGGCGGUGCCUCACAAAAUGGCCGGCGGGGGCGGUUACGUGCGCCGGAUGCUGCCGCUGCUGCUGAGGUCCCGCUGAGGAGAAGCCCUGGGGAGUGGCGGCGCCGCCGGCUCCUGGGGCGGUUGGGCGGCUGGAGCCAUGUUGAGCAGCGGGGCCAAGGCGGCUAAGCCGUCCUUCGUGUCCUACAUCAGCCCAGAGGAGAUACAGAUAAAGGAACCCAUAGAAAAGGAAGUAAAUCCUCAUUUAUUACCAGGUGAACUGCUGCUAUGUGAGGCGAGCACAGUAUACAAGUACAUACAAGAAGAUGGGUCAAAUCGUGGCACCUAUGGGAAACUUGUAUGCACAAACUUCAAGAUUGCUUUCCUUGAUGAUGAUUCUGCUUCAGAUGAUAAUGAGUCACAAUUUAAGAAUAAGAUCAUAGGAGAAAAUGACAUAACCCUGCAAUGUGUAGAUCAAAUCUAUGGAGUUUAUGAUGAGAAAAAGAAACUUCUAACUGGACAACUGAGAAAAUACCCAGAGAAGCUAAUUAUCUACUGUAAAGACCUUAGAGUAUUUAAUUUCUGCCUGAGAUAUACAAAAGAAGAGGAAGUAAAAAGAAUUGUCAGUGGCAUAAUUCAUCAUAGCCAGACUCCUAAGCUGCUUAAACGCUUGUUUUUGUUCUCUUAUGCAUCAGCUGCCCCAAAUAACUCAGAUGGAAGAAACCAAACAGUCAUGUUUGAUACUCUUGAGGACUGGCGUGCUGAGUUGGAGCGAACCAAAGGGAACGUGCAAUACAAAGUGGUGACUACCAAUGAAGGCUACAGAGUUUCUGAAAAGUUGCCUCUGUAUUUUGUCGUUCCGAUAUGUGUUUCUGAAGAGAGUAUCUUGAAGUAUGAAGGCAGAGGCAUUCCUAUUUGGUGUUGGUCUUGCCAUAACGGUGCUGCUCUUCUCAAAAUGUCUGCAUUUCCCAAAGAACAGGAUGACAGUACUUCACAAAUGCAAAAAGCCUUCUUGGAUGGAAUCUACAAGACAAUUAGCAAACCUCCCUAUGAACUCCUGAAGACAGAUGACUUGUCAAGCAGCCUUCCAUCUCUGCAAGAUAUCCAGACUGCAUACACAAGAUUUAAGCAGCUAUUUCUGAUAGAUAACAGUACAGACUUCUGGGCAACUGAUGUGAAAUGGUUUUCAUUACUGGAGAGCACAAACUGGCUGGAGAUUAUCAGGCGAGUCUUGAAGAAAGCCAUAGAAGUUGUUGAGUGUUUGGAAAGGCAGCAUACAAAUGUUCUCCUUAUAGAAGAGAGUGCUGCUGAUCUGUGCUGUGUAAUCUCCAGUCUGGUUCAAGUGAUGAUGGAUUCAUACAGCAGAACAAAGUCAGGAUUUCAGAGCCUUAUUCAGAAGGAAUGGGUAAUUGGAGGACAUGGCUUUUUGGAUCGUUGUAACCACUUGCAUAACAGUGACAAAGAAGAGGCUCCUGUUUUUCUGCUCUUGCUAGAUUGUGUUUGGCAGUUGGUACAACAGUAUCCUGCAGCAUUUGAGUUCACAGAAACAUACUUAACUGUCUUGUCAGACAGCCUCUAUGUGCCAAUUUUUAGCACUUUCUUCUUCAAUUCGCAACAUCAAAAAGACACUAACACGACUGGUGAAAGCCUCAAGACACAAAGCGGUCCUUUCAGAUUUCUUACUGUGUGGGACUGGUCUGUGCAAUUUGAUCCCAAGGCCCAGGCUUUUCUGAACAACCCUCUUUAUGCAGAGAAGCCAAAACCAGAUAAAAGCCAACGGAAAACUGCACGAUUCAAACAUCAGAGGCAGCUUUCUUGUCCAUUGACACAAACAAAAUCUUCCCCAAAGAGAGGAUUUUUCAGGGAGGAAACAGAUCAUUUAAUUAAAAACAUUUUGGGUAAAAGAAUUGGCAAGUUCAUUAAUUCUUCAGAUGAACCUCCUAAUAGCUUCAGGGAAUUUUACGACAGCUGGCAUAGUAAACCUGUUGACUAUCACGGUCUUCUGCUACCUCGCAUUGAUGGGCCUGAAAUCAGAGUCUGGGCACAGCGGUAUUUACGAUGGAUUCCUGAAGUUCAGCUUCAUGGUGGUGGUACGAUAGCCACAGCUGCCAAGAUUUUGGACUUGAUGGAGGAAGUGCAGAGCUUACAGGUGAAAAUGGAUGAAGAACAUAGUCAAGCUAUUUCUGGAGACAUACAUGCUGUUUCAAUGCUGAGAAAUUCUGCCCGUUUGUCAUCUUUGUUUCCAUUUGCUUUAAUUCAGAGACAGUCUGUCAAACCAGCUUUACCCACUAGCACCUGGAAAGACUUGGAAGAUGAAGAUGACUUGGUCAAGAGGGAUGAUGAAUUCGUUGAUCUAAGUAGUGAUAUGUUAAAGUGUAUAUAUUAAAGUAUGAAUUGUAUGUGGCUAAGCUCUGAGGUUAAAAUGUUGUGCUGUAUCCUAAUUUAAGGAACUCAAGUAUUUGCAGCCUGCUGAGUGGAUUUGUGGGAUUUAAAAAAACACCUCAGUUAACUGAGUGUAUUUUGAAUUUCUAUUUCACUAUAACAGUACUGAUUGCAGAAACACACUUGUAGUGUAGGUGUAAUAAAAACAAGUCUAGGCUGGAGCAGCCAGCCAUAUGGUUGGUUAGUACAAAAACAUUUUCUGAGGUAAAGAUAGAAUACUAAAUAAAUACCACAACAAUCAUGAGGAAUGUGCAAAAUUAGUUUUAAUAUAAGCCCUCUUCCCCUUAUGUUAAAAGUACUAGAAACUAUUAAUACAUCUGCAUUUCUCCCUGAUGUAAAAUAAAGAGGGGAAAGUGUAACUAAAUGUGCUUUUAAGCAAAAGCUUUUUACAGCUGAGGAAUGAACUUGUGGUCACCAGGGUUUUUCUGUCUGUUGUGGCAUCAACUGAAGUCAUGUGAUUGUCAGCCUCAUCUUUCCUGACAGUGUUCAUCUUUGGCUUGCAGAACUUUACCUUGUGUAGCAUUGUAAUAGCAGCUUGGCUUUUCUAAGCCUCUGCAUGCACUUAGCUUAAGGAUCAGAUGCAAGAGCUAACCUAAAUGUUUCAAGUCUUGUGUGUCUGCUGUGCUGUACUCCCUUGCUGACUUGAAAUAUUAAGUUCCAAAUGUUUGCUGUUAAUUGUAGGAAAUAGUCUGACAGAUUCCAGAUUGUUAUGGGUAUUUUUUCCCCUCUCCUUUUAAUGGAGAGAUCUUUCUUUCUAAUUUCUGUGCUUAUCCCAGUUGCCUUUGAGGCUUUCUGAAGCACUGAGACCCAUCACACAGAAGCGAAGACAGUCAUGGAUUUGCAGUCUGUUGCCACUUGUCAUGAGUUAGUGGUACAGCUUAUGAAUGUGGCUUUCAUACUCUAUGAAACACUUGCAUCCUGUUUGCUGGAUGUUAGAACAGUACCUCAGUGAAAAAAGCCAUGAAGAAAUGCCUGACUUUUUGAUCUACUGUGUAUGUUUAUAUAAAAAGUAUUUUUGCUGCAAGUAAUUGUCCUUUGUAAAGUUGAGUAUUAUUUGACUGUCAAAUCUAUUUUGAACCCUUAAAUUCUAGAGUACCCCAAGAAGGGAUGCAAAUCAUAUAAUAUCAGUCUCUUGGAGAGGGCAGACAUUAAUGGUUUUCUCUGUUCUCUGUACUCUUGCACCAAUUUAAAAAUCCAUGCUGAAAUAUCUACGUGGUGAAGUUGUCACUUAAAUUUCAUCAGCUCAGUGUUGUUAAACUGGGUUACUGAUCAGUCACUUCACAAUGAAUCGUACUUAAUAUGUAUAGCAAAAUAUUGUCUGCAGCCCUCUAAAAAUAUACUAUGUUAAAAUAAAUGUAUUAAUGGGAGAAGGGGGAGACCUUGAUGCAACUCUAUGCCAAAGUGAAACUUCUCAACUCUUGAUUGCCUUAAGUGUUAGUAGCACAAGGACAAUACUUGAGUUUGUAGCAUUUUAUUUAAAAAUGCGCCAGCACUUACACUUCCUUCUGUGAUACAUCUCCUUUUUCAUAGCUAGCAUUUGCUAGAAUGGGCUGUCCAGUACAUGUCCUUCAGGCUUGAUUGUAGCUCAAGUGAUUCAGUUUUGCAGUAACUCUUGCAUAUUAAAUGAAUAAUGCAUUUUUAUGGAGAAGAAAUCUAUCAUUCUAAGGUCAUUUGGGUUCAAGGGUUUUUUAAACACUGCUGUUAGAAAAAAACAACUAUUACAUGGAUUUUUCUAUACUUUUGAUCAAACUUGUAAUGUUUCAGUCAUGACAAUUACAUAUUUAUAUUAAUAGAUGUUGGACAUCUGUUUUGUACAUAAGUUAUCAAAAGUUUAUACAGAAGAGAAAUAUAUUUAGAAAUCUACAUGAGAACACUUCUAAUGUAGAAUAAAUACCAUUGUUACUGGUUUUCUGCACUGUUGAAUUGGAAAUGUACUUAGUAUUUUUACUUCAGGCUUCUGUUUAUACCUCUAAGUUUUUACACUGAAUGCAAGCUAGAAACUGUAGUUGGCUUUAAAAAAAAUGCAAAGAAGACUGGUAUUCCUCUCUAAUGGGCUGUUUGGAAAGUGUCAAUAAAAUACACUUUGACAUAUUUAACCUGAAAUAAGAAUGUAUAAGCUCAUAUUUUGCAAAAUGACACUAAAUCAUAGUGAACUUGACAAUCUGCAGUGCCAAGACUUACUGAGUUGUAUGCAGGGUAUUUACAGACUUAGGGAAGGAAGCUGUGCGGUUUUGGCCUGGCUGUGCUGUUGGACAAGUGCAUCAGUUCAGGGAAGAAAAUUCAAAGUGAUGCCAUAGGAUGACUGUGGGAAACUACUGAAGUGGUCUAAAAACCACUAGAAAGUGGCUGCUGAAUGGUGGUAUUUGGAGGUCUAUUGAAAUAUUUCAGUCAUGGCAGUAUACUUGUCUUUCAUUAAGUAGUUCCUCUACUUCAUGAGAGCAUGUUGUUCUUAUAGUAUUAAAUGAGGCAACUUGUUGAAAUAACAA
Molecule: messenger RNA, 4918 nt
Organism: Cygnus olor (mute swan)
Lineage: Eukaryota; Metazoa; Chordata; Aves; Anseriformes; Anatidae
Gene: MTMR12
Product: myotubularin related protein 12
Exons: 16
Coding region: 151-2376 (741 amino acids)
Source: RefSeq, a predicted model, not a curated record